Molecule: messenger RNA, 444 nt
Organism: Protopolystoma xenopodis
Lineage: Eukaryota; Metazoa; Platyhelminthes; Monogenea; Polystomatidea; Polystomatidae
Source: the annotation of a GenBank genome assembly
AUGAAAGGGUGUCUAAAUUGGAUUGGAAGGCAACAGAAAGAAGAGCUCCAUGCGGUGACAACAACGGGGAAGCGGAAGAUAAGGGAGGCCAUUGACAUGCUUUGGGAGAAAAAUCUAAUGAACAGGAGAUUGGAGAAAGGUAGAGUCAGCGAUAAAUUUGCCUACUGCCUAAGCAAACUCGGCGAAAACAGGAACAGAGCCUGGAUCAAUGAUCUACCGCUAACCGGAGGAAAGGGGUUUUCGGCAAUAAAGAGAAGAGUUUUUCAGUGUGUGAUGUUGGUUUCGAAUAAACCAGUACAACUUUGGGGGCCUGGCAGUCAGGGAGCUGGGCAGACGGAUAAGCAAACCGUCGCGGAAAUUCGGCGUUAUGGCCAAAAUGUACCAGAAACCCACUUGAGAUGCCAAAUGCGACCAGAGAUAGGCGUCCACAGUUUGCUCAGAUAA